GGAAUGGCUUUGCGAUCCUGAGGAAGAUGAAGUCAGUGGUGAUAAUCUGAUAAUGAACGCAAUAGACGGAAGUCUCGAUGAGGAAGAAGACAGAUUGCCUGACGAUCAAAACGAUAACUUGAGUGAAAAAGAAAGUGAAAUGUGUAAUGGUGAUGAAGAAGAGCAUGAUAUUGUGGAACACUAUACUAACAGACUUUCUGGUGAUCAUGUGAGCGAUGCAGACCUUGCUGAAGAUGCUGAAUAUGUCGAUAAAGAUGACUGGGACUGGUUGAUGACCAUGGAUGAACCGAGAGAGAGCGGAUUUAUAAACAGUCAACCAUGCAUUGCAGAAUUUAUGACUUCGCUCCCGCUUAUCAAUGAAACUUUACAGCCUCCAUCAAUCACCUCUGAUGGCACCACAAGAUCAUACUGUCAGUCGUUCACGCCAAAUCACCCCUCUCUUGCACAACAUGCUGACCCCCGGGGGUCGGGGAUGGGUGACCCCAGGGGCCGGGAUUCUAGCAACGCAGGAAAAUAUCCGGAAUUCGCAUGGAUGAAAGAAAAGAAGAACAUGAGGAAGAAUUCCAAUUCAGCGGUGCCGGUUUCCACGGGACCCGAUAUAGAUUUUCCAAGCCCGACAGCGACUGGUACAAGCACCCAAUCACAAACACAAGAACCGCGGAGUAAUUCAAGUUCCCAUAGCAACGGGGGUGGAGGAACACGGAGACUACGCACUGCGUAUACCAAUACUCAACUUCUGGAGUUGGAAAAAGAGUUCCAUUUCAACAAAUAUCUAUGUCGACCGAGGAGAAUCGAAAUCGCUGCCUCCUUAGAUCUCACAGAACGACAGGUGAAAGUAUGGUUUCAAAAUCGGAGAAUGAAAUACAAACGACAAACACAGUCUCAACGGCAGAAAGCAGAGUCAGAUUUCAAGUCGAUGACGUUUGAUGGAAAUCUAGACAGUCCGACGUCAUCAGAUGAAAGCUGUGAUCGAAUGGAGAGACAGGAAAGUUAUGAAAGUUGUAGCGACAAUCGGGAGGAUACUUGUAACUCUGCCGACAAGUCUUCACAGGAUGGAAUGAAUACCGGCAUGGAAUGUGAUAAUGAGCAACACAGACGACCUCUCAGCGCGGACAGGCUUAUGGUGAAACCAGAAGGAUCCGAUGUUGUGGAACUCACGAUGUUAUCGGGACGGGAUAGAUUCUCCGAUGCACGACGGUCAAAUGUGUCAGAUCUGUCUGAUUAUCAACAACGCUCCCCCAUAGGAAGUGUUCAAAGUAUCAAUAGCCCUCUGUCGGCUACUUCAAACAUGUUGCCUACGCCACCAAUUGCGUCAUCACCUCUGGGUUCUGCUGACGUCAGAUCUGUGGAUUUAGUGGAUAAAAUUAUCAGUGAAAGCGAGGCGGUGUCUAAGUCUAGUCUCAAUUGUCCGUCAACCGGAAUAAUGUCGAAAAGUAUGUGUGGAAAGAUGACCGAAGUCGAGAGUUCGUGUAUGGACACACUGAACUCAAACAAAGGUUCACACCCAACCAUGCGAUCUCCUGAGUGUAUCUCGCCCGUGACUAAGGACCCGGGGCACGCCAUGCACACUAAUAAUACGUCUGUCAUGGAUGGAAACUAUGUCUUUCAAAGCUACAAUGGUCAUGAUUCAAACCCUUCGUCUUAUCAGCCAUCAUACCCAAAUAACUUGAAUUACCUACAGAAACAGCCAACUGCCUACAAUCAGCAUAGUUCCACCGAGAACUUCUACGAUAGUCCGGAAGAUUCUGGUCACAGAGCGGGAAGAUUUGGCGGAAAUGGAUUUAACUCGUGGACUUACGACGGUGCAAAUCCGCUCAAUUCUCCCAAUACCAAUUAUCACAAUAAUAGAAUUGGCUUUGGUAUGAAUGGAAAUCAUUUGUAUUCGCCUAACUUUUCUAGAGUCAAUAAUUUCAAUCCUCGGGAGAGCGAAAUGCCUGGUCUUCCAAACCGCCAUUUUAAUUCUAGGUAUAUGACCAAAUCUUCGGUUUAUCCCCAACAGAUGCCCGGAAUAGACCAACACUCAUCAACUUCGCUUUAUGGAAUCAAUUACAGGGAAAGCCUUUCGGAAGGUGUCAAUCAAGUCGUAAAUUCUUCAAUAUGUCAGUCGCCCUCUCGUCCACUACAUCGCUCUAGCGAUUCUAUAGGUCGGGCCCCGGCCGGACACGGCGUUGAGCCCCAUUAUGGUUCUGAUCAAUACCCACUCGCCAACAGUUACAAUGAGGCCAGCUCGUCCAGCGAUUUUACGAGUAUUUUUAGUGAGUAUUUUAAUUCACAACAACCGGAGUACCAGGCGAUAUAGCCAAUUAAAACCUUGUACGAGUCUCACUACAACAGUUGUCGAUGCGGUAUGGUUUCAGAUGCCGGGAUUUUUAUUGUUGUAAGACGUUGUUGUUAUCUUGUUUUACAUCUCUCUUUUCAUUCCUUUCUUUUUUAUGGUGAGUUGGGAGAACGGGUAAUAAUAAGCUAACUUUUCUGGUCUGAAGUGGCCAUGAUUGUUAAUGUUAAUUACUGCCGACAACUCCUCGUAGCUUAUUUAUGAUUUGCAUUCGACAGAAGUGUUCAGAUUUUGUUCAGUUUAAAACUACACAUGUCAUAAAAACAAUAACUUGUUUCAAAUGAAGUGUUAUCGAUAUGUUUCAUCAUAAUAACUCAUGCAUUUCUAGAUCUGCUGUUCAAAAGGAGGGUAUGAUUUUUUCAAAAUAAAAUGCUCUUUUAUAAUUUCCCCCCGCUACGUAUACAAAUCGAGACCACAGUAAUAGAAAAUGCGAGGGGUAUUUGUACAAUAAAGUCUUUAAAUCGCUGAAUUGAGACGAAAUGUUUUUUAUCUUGAUCUGCGCGUAAAAUAAAGGGUACCAGCUCCCCCGGCUCACUGUCCGCGACCCGUGCGAUUCACAGUCCGUGAUUAGAUCUCGCGUUUCCUAAUCCUAGGUUAGCUAUUGGGAAAUCGUGCUUCUUAAGCCACACAAGUAUUAUUUAUAUCUAUGAAUUGUACAGCUGAGAAUUAUUGCUUAUUAAAUUUCAUCACAUGACACGCAAAUUUGCAUAAUUAAUAUCAUUUAACGCCAAAGAUAUUCCUUGAACCUCCGUUUUUGUUGGAUGUUUUUUUUCUCCGUCGAGUUAAUGGCUUUAAAUACCCUUUUCCUAUCAGUUUUGCCUUUCUGUUUUGUUCCCAGCUAUUCCCAGACAGGCCCUCAAUAUCUGUAUGCCAAUCAAUUCUAGGCGAAUUUUUAGGUGCUAGAUAAAGCAUUCAUAUUAUAAGCUUCGUUGCGAUUGGUUGUUCAACUGGAGUGUAACGCACUUUAUUUCAGAGUACCAGGGGUUCCUCACGGGGAAAAAAUUCAAGUAUUUUUGUAUUCGUUACAUUGUUUUCCGUGUCAAUUUUUACAUUUUUUGUUGUUUGUUCAUAAGUAUUAUACCGGUUUGAUAUUAUGUAGAACUUUUUGUUAAUGUUUGCAUUUCUGUUAUUUUUAUUCUUGCUCAAUGAGUAUGUCUAUGGCUACAUUUUCUUUCAAUAUUUCACUUAUGUCUCGGAGAACACAAAAAUGAUUUUUACUUACUUAUGAAAUAAUAAAAAUAUCAAAAACUCAA
This is a messenger RNA of Ostrea edulis (European flat oyster), 3588 nucleotides long. RefSeq lists its product as uncharacterized. The transcript has 4 exons. Gene Ontology annotation, biological process: regulation of DNA-templated transcription. NCBI's taxonomy places the organism in Eukaryota, Metazoa, Mollusca, Bivalvia, Ostreida, Ostreidae. Gene Ontology annotation, molecular function: DNA-binding transcription factor activity, RNA polymerase II-specific; DNA binding. The record is from RefSeq and is a predicted model, not a curated record. Bases 53 to 2299 code for a protein of 748 amino acids.